GUUGCUUCCUUUUUCUCCUUAUUUUCAGGCACAGCCCUGCUAGAAGAGCAAUUCACUGCAAGCGUGUCUAGAAACCGGGCAGCCACCGCUUUCACUUCCCUUCCUGCCCUCUGCACCCCGUGGUGAUGAAGCAGGCGUGGUGAAGGGCAGCAUGCAGAGCUCUGAGGGGUCCCUUGCUCCGCGUCCCUGAGUGCCACCCAUGGUGCUUGCUCCUGAAGAUGCCCAGGAGAGCAGCUCCCACCACGCAGACUCUUGGGGUGCUGCUGCGGCUGCUGCUGGUGCUGUCCCUGCUGGCGGGCUGCAUCCUCAGUCCCUGCCUGGAGGUCAUCCCCGGCAAAGCCUUCAGGUGCACGGAAUGGAAUGUCUCCGGAGCUCCUGCUGAAAUCCCAAACACCACCCUGGACUUGGACCUCAGUUUCAGCAAUCUGAAAUCACUGAGCUCAAAUUAUUUUGCAGCAGUACCUGAACUGCAGCUUCUGGAUCUUUCAAGGUGCCACAUCCACACAAUAGAAGAUAACUCAUUUGUGGAUCUUCAUAACCUUUCCACCUUAAUUUUAACUGCCAAUUCCCUCCAGCACCUGGGUCUAGCAGCCUUCGAUGGUUUAACGUCGCUGAAAAAACUAGUAUUGGUGGAAACCAGCAUAUCCUCUCUGUCUGGCCUACCCAUCGGACACUUGUAUACCCUGCAGGAGCUGAACCUGGGCCAUAACAACAUUGCUUCGUUGAAGCUUCCUAAGUAUUUUGCCAACCUGACCUCUCUCAGGCACCUGAGCUUUUCCUCCAAUAAUAUUACAUACAUCUCCAAAGGAGACCUUGAUGUCCUGAGGGAAACAAACAGGCUCAACCUCACGUUGGUACUUUCUCUGAACAAUAUAAAGUACAUCCAGUCAGGAUCCUUUGCAAAGAUUCACCUUGCUGAACUUGUUCUGAGAUCCUCUUUUGAGAACCCCGACGUGAUGCACUCUUCUCUUCAGGGCCUGGCAGGUUUACAGGUCAACAGACUAAUAGUUGGGGAAUUCACUAACAUUCAGAAAAUGACAGAAUUUCAGAAUGGACUUUUGAGUGGACUGUGUCAGGUACGGAUGCAGGAGUUUGUCCUAAUGUGUUUCAGAGAAUUUGAGAAUGACACAGACACUCUCUUUGACUGCAUAGGCAAUGUCUCCACUAUUCGGUUGGUGGACCUUAGUCUUGAAAUAUUGUCAGAGGUUCCUAUGUUUUCUCAAGUGAAACGUCUGGAAUGGAAGAAAUGUAAGUUUCAGGAAGUGCCUGCUGAGAAGCUGUCUCUUUUUACGGAGUUGAGAGUGCUUCGUAUUACCAAGAGCAAAGACCUAAAUAGCUUCGAGCAAGACUUUGGGAGUCUAACUUACCUGGAGGUCGUAGAUUUGAGUGAGAAUCGUCUCUCCUUCCGUACCUGCUGUUCCCCGAAGUUUCCAGGGUCUCCAAAUUUGAAACACUUGAACCUAAGCUUCAAUUCUGACAUCAGUUUGACUGGAGAUUUCGCUAACCUGAGAAAUCUGCUAUACUUGGACCUUCAACACACAAAGAUAAUUUAUCAUGGCACCUACCCCUUCUUUCUACUCCUUCAGAAACUCAUUUACCUUGAUAUCUCCUAUACCAAAACUCAUGUUAUAUCCCAUCAUAUCUUCCGUGGCUUGGACUCUUUGCAAGUGCUCAAGAUGGCAGGCAACUCCUUUGAGAACAAUACACUGGCCAACAACUUUGAAAACGUAAGACGCCUCCGCACCUUGGAUAUUUCAAGUUGCAAAUUAGUAUGGGUAGACCAAAAUUGUUUUAACGCUCUCUCUGAACUAAAAGAGCUAAUCAUCAGCAACAACAAGCUAUUGACUUUUGAUCCUGUAACCUACAAGCCACUCCAAGCCCUCACAGCCCUGGAUUUCAGCAGCAACCAGCUGAGUGCCCUGUCGGACUCAGCCCUGGAAAUCCUGCCUGACAGUCUGGUCUGGCUAGACAUUUCUCACAACUUGUUUGAAUGCUCUUGCAUACACCUGAACUUUCUGAAAUGGGUCAAGGAAAAGCAGGAUCUACUGCAGAACAAGCAUUCAAUGAUAUGCCACACACCUGCGUAUGUGAAGAACGUGAGCCUGUCAAACUUUGAUAUGUCCUCUUGCCAUCCCAACCCAACCACAGUGGCAUGCUCAGUGACUGUGUUACUUGCUGCCGGAGUGUUUCUGUUCCUCAUUUAUAAGUACUACUUCCAGCUAUACUACUCGUUGGUGCUGCUCAGUGGGUGCAAACACUCUGCAGAAAGGGGAGACACCUAUGAUGCCUUUGUUAUCCACUCCAGCAAAGAUCAAGAAUGGGUGAUGAAAGAGCUGGUGGAACCCUUGGAAGGAGGAAAACCUCCCUUCCAGCUUUGUCUUUACUACAGAGAUUUUUUACCAGGGGUACCCAUUGUUACUAAUAUAAUCCAAGAAGGUUUUCUGAGUAGCAGAAAUGUCAUUGCAGUCAUCUCAGCUGACUUUCUGGAAAGCAAAUGGUGUAGCUUUGAGUUUGACAUUGCUCAGUCCUGGCAGCUUGUUGAAGGGAAGGCUGGAAUCAUCAUGAUCAUACUAGGGGAAGUGGAUAAGACCUUGCUGAGGCAGAGGCUAGGACUGUCCCGAUAUCUGAGGAGGAACACUUACCUGGAGUGGAAAGACAAGGAAAUAAGUAGGCAUAUCUUCUGGAGGCAGCUGACAGCAGUCCUACUAGAAGGUAAAAAAUGGAAUCAUGAAGAGAUAAAACUCAUGUAAAGAGAAAGAAACAUCAUUUCUUUCCUGUCUCCCAUCCUGGCCUUGGCUGAUGGUUGGUGCUCGGAAGCUGGUUCUUCUGUGGCUAUUUAGAGUUGGAGGAAGUGGAUAGAGGCAAAGUAAAAGCACUACAGAAACACCUACUUUGAUGAUUGCCUUUCCUCCAGGCAGCUUUCAAAAUAAGGAGUGGCAACACAUAGAAAAACUGCAGAUGCCUGAGCUUUGUGAUUGUCUGUAGCCGUCAGCUGCAGCUGGUCCAGCAAUCCACGCAGAUCUGGGGGUCAGCGAAUAGAUAUGAGAAUGGAUGGGCUGUUCUUACUACCAUUUGUCUGUCUCUGAAACUCAGUUUGGGCCCAGGAGCCAUUUGCUCAGGGGGAUUUCAGCCUGCCACUUUGAGUAGACCCCAGGGUUUCCAAGGGAGAGUGAAGGUACAGGACUAUUGGCUCUAAACUCUAAACAUGGUAGGAAAAGAAACAAGAUUUAGGACUUGAAAAUAUUGGGUGAGCCUCCCUAGGAACCAUGACUUGGGGGAAAAACCCUACAGAGGAAAAUGGGCAGCCCUGCACUCCCUGGCAGCUACUUGGUGAAGCUGAACAGUUUCAUCACCAGUGUGUGGGGAGAUUGUCAUUGGUUGGAAAUUUCCCCAAAAUGUUUAUUUCAAUUUAAUUCAGACUAAGACCAAAUAUUGAAACCCUCAGAUACUUUCAUGACCUGAAACUCUUGUUUAUACAGGAGAAAGAGGAGAAAAGUCCGGGUUAGCUAAACUAAAUGUAUCCCAUCACUACCGUGAAUAAAAGGAGGGAAAGUUUAAUGCCAUUGAAUCAUAGUACACAGCAAUUCAUUGAUGUGUUGGAUAUUGAAUACUGCUGGAGUAUUGCUCUCUAUUUACGGAAGGCUUUGGUUGGGAUUAAUCACUGAAUUAGUCUAGUCUUAAACUUGCAAAUCCCUCUAUAAUCAAUGCCGUUCUACAGAGGCAAAACAGAAGCAGUUGAGUGCUGAAUCAGAUCUGACAUUUUCUCAGAAGAAAGGGCCCGAUCCAUCUCACUUUUCUAAGCACCAGAUAGCAACAUCUCCGUGGAAGCUGGCGAUAGACGAGAUUGACUUCAGACAUCAUUUGCAAAAGAGGGAAAGCUAACUUCAGGGCUCGUGCUGGAAAAAGCUGCACCACAGUCCCCUCUCUGUGUGUUCUGUCAGUAUUGUAUUGGGAUAACACUAACAAAAACCUCACAGCCCUCUCUAAGGUCUUUUUGUGACCCAUGAGACAAAGCUUUAAUAAAACCAAGCUGGAUGCUG
Numida meleagris (helmeted guineafowl) is the source of this 4040-nucleotide messenger RNA. It is a transcript of the gene TLR4, whose product is annotated as toll like receptor 4. The record is from RefSeq and is a predicted model, not a curated record. Gene Ontology annotation, biological process: defense response to Gram-negative bacterium; toll-like receptor signaling pathway; inflammatory response. The transcript has 3 exons. Gene Ontology annotation, molecular function: transmembrane signaling receptor activity; protein binding; lipopolysaccharide immune receptor activity. Gene Ontology annotation, cellular component: membrane. Lineage: Eukaryota; Metazoa; Chordata; Aves; Galliformes; Numididae. The coding region runs from base 219 to 2750 and encodes 843 amino acids.